AUGGGGGCUGGGGAUACCACCUCUCUUUGCAGAUUCCAGGCGUUUUUCAUUCAAUGGUUUACCUCUGCAGAUGCUCUUUGGAACUUUUGUAUGGCAUGCAAUGUCUAUUUGGUUUUAUUCCGACGUUACAGUCUGCCGGAGUUAAGAAAGCUGGAGUGGAAGUAUGCCAUAUUAUGCUAUGGUCUACAGUUCGUUCCUGCUUUGGUAUUUCUUUUUAUCAAGACAGCGUCGAGGGGAAGGAUAUAUGGAGAUGCCAUUUUUUGGUGUUGGAUUGGCCGCCCAUGGGGGUUCCUGCGCCUUAGCGUAUACUAUGGUCCCGUUUGGUUCUCGAUUCUCUUUACAUUAUCCGUAUAUACUGCUGCUGGCAUCAAAAUUAUUGUUCAGGAAAGGCGACUGAAAAGCAUUUCCAUAUCCGAUCAACUAAUUUCGGAUUCUACUCCAUGGGAUGCGUCGGUUGACCUACAACUACCUGACGAUCAACAAGCGGGACGUAUCCAAAAAAAUCACCAGGAGGCUAACCUGGCCUCUGGACCCCCAUCGAUAACUCAAAAUCAGGGCUCUCCUGAGAAUACUGAAGCAAGCCAUGAACAGUACCCAGCAUCAUUUAAUGAAAAUAUUUUCGCCGCAGAAUCUUCACGCCAAGUCCGCGAAUCCUCUUUACAAAGCCAACAAUACCAGCAGAGUGGAUCUAACCGUGUUUCAGCUCAUUCGAGAAUUACUGAUGUUGGGGGAUCUUCUCAGUCUACUAUGGACCAGCCGACUCAGAAUCACCCUGAGGUACCUCUUCAGGACCGAGAUGAUGUGAGCCUGGGAUCCUUACUAGAGCUGACGGAAAUGAGGAGACGGCGGCCUUCGGAGACAAGGACUAUCGCUGACCGUGAAAGAGAGAUGAACGUACCCCCUGAACUUAUAACGAACCAGCUUACUCAACCUGAAACAAAAUAUGAGAUUCACCGAAAGGCUUCUGAUAAAAGAAAAGGUGCUCGAGCUUAUGCUAAAUUUGCAUCAAUAUAUUUUGUAUCAUUGAUUGUGACAUGGAUACCAGCCACAUCAAAUCGGGUAUAUAUAUAUCUUCACCCUGAUCACCCUAAAUAUGGACUGCUUAUGGCUGCCGCUAUUGGUUUACCACUUCAAGGGUUUUGGAAUGGUGUCAUAUAUUUUAUUACUUCAAUAAAUGCUGUUAAAGCUAUAUAUAAAACAUUGUCGUCACGAAAGGCUAGUAUUGAGGCGUUGAGAGGCAAAUGGUGUUCUGCGCGCAAGGUCCUUUCGGUAGCGUAUGGAGAAUUCCGAAUGAAACUACCAUGGCAAUAG
This is a messenger RNA of Ophidiomyces ophidiicola, 1311 nucleotides long. RefSeq lists its product as uncharacterized. The transcript is spliced from 5 exons. Gene Ontology annotation, biological process: cell surface receptor signaling pathway; adenylate cyclase-activating G protein-coupled receptor signaling pathway. NCBI's taxonomy places the organism in Eukaryota, Fungi, Ascomycota, Eurotiomycetes, Onygenales, Onygenaceae. Gene Ontology annotation, molecular function: G protein-coupled receptor activity. The record is from RefSeq and is a predicted model, not a curated record. Bases 1 to 1311 code for a protein of 436 amino acids. Gene Ontology annotation, cellular component: plasma membrane.